Molecule: messenger RNA, 226 nt
Organism: Neltuma alba
Lineage: Eukaryota; Viridiplantae; Streptophyta; Magnoliopsida; Fabales; Fabaceae
Product: 3-ketoacyl-CoA synthase 1
Biological process (GO): fatty acid biosynthetic process
Cellular component (GO): membrane
Molecular function (GO): acyltransferase activity, transferring groups other than amino-acyl groups
Source: RefSeq, a predicted model, not a curated record
CAUAACAACGUUGGGGCCGAUGGUUCUUCCGUUUUCGGAGCAACUCAUGUUCUUCUUGUCGUUGGUUAGGAAGAAGGUGUUGAAGAAUUCCAAGGUGAAACCUUACAUUCCAGAUUUCAAGAAGGCUUUCGAGCAUUUUUGUAUUCACGCAGGAGGGAGGGCGGUGCUGGACGAGCUGCAGAAGAACUUGGAACUCAGUGAGUGGCACUUGAGCCGUCGAGGAUGA